GGACUAUAUUGUCCUGCGCGAGAUAGCCUGCGGCUGCGCCCUUGUGUAAGUUUUGAAAAAAGAACAAAUAGAAGCGCCGUUUGAAGAUUCUGAAUAUGUAGAGUUUACUACCGGAGCGGGCUCUUUCCAAAAUGAAGCUUUUGCUGUUUUCGUUCGUCGUGUUACUCUUCUGUGGAGGUGGACCGGCGACGAACAUAUUUUUCGUGAAGGCGGACCAAGUACAACUCGACCAAAAACCGCACCCCGAGCUCCACUUUCGCGCCAACCACACAAACACCGACCAGCUCAACGCGCGAAUCGUGGUUUUCGAUGCACCAGGAACAACUGCGGCGCAGCUGGUGCAUCAACACGAUAGAUUUGAAGCAGCGCAACGAGGAAAAAGUGAGAACGCAGCGUCUGCUUCACAACUGAUCGUCGGUGCAGGCACGACGUCGGGGGCUGGCAAAACUACAAGUGCAGCAUCUACGACGAUGUCCAGUGUGUACGACAUUUCGUCUGGGCGCAGUUCAUCUUCUUUGGAGGAUAACGACAAAACCUCCAGGCAGAACCGGGAGUGGACCGUCCUGCACGUAACCGACGUACAUUUGAACAUGCCUUUAACCGAUAGCGACCGGCCGUUUAACCAGCGGAUGGACAACGCAUUUCGGAACGCGCAGAACGUGUAUUUGACGGAACCAACAGGUCGUGUAGACACUGACACAGCUGCUCCAGCUAGCAGCUCGCGAGCGCGGACCAGUAACCCCCGCGAGACGUUUCAGAAGUUGCUGGAUUUGUACAAACGAGAAAACGCAGACCUGCUGCUGCUCGGCGGCGACCUGUUCAACUUUCCCCAACCAAACGCGGUGGAAUGGGUGCUAGAAGAGUUGCGGAAACACGAUAUUCGGUUUCUCUACACGGGCGGCAAUCACGACUUUAUGACCGAGGGAAAGCCCCAGGAGCCGCUGUUGUUGCAGAAGCAGACUGCUUACGAAAACGUGUUGAAACCGCUUCUGUUUGCCAGCUUUGGACAGCCGGUUGUGGUUGCUGCAUUUGGAGGUCGGGGCGGGAGCAAUGCAGUGCAUACGCAUAAUUCGGACACAUCACGAAAAAAUGAUCCUCUCGCGACGCUGCCUGGAGGAGGAGGAGCAGCUAUGGCAUCAAGCAGUCCUUCUAAAAACGGCGAAGCUAUUGCCGCUGGUGGAGCAGGAGAUGCAGAUGAAAUGCUAGAUCAAAGUGGCUCGUUCAGUGGGGCAGGACGGGCUCCUCCUGCGCAACUGGUGAAAAAUCUGAUGCUGUAUCACCACCACCGAAACAGAAACGCGACUGCAGAAUCACUGCGAAUGAACAGAGGAUACUUUCGGAGAGGCAUGAUUGGGAGUACAACUACCGGUAGUACACGAAAUUCCCCAGAGGCUGAAGAAGACGGACAGCAGCUUGUUUCUGUUGAUAGGAUACAACGACCGGGGGAACAACAACAAGCCGACAUCUACUUGCACACUGAGGGAGGUGUAGUCGACGAUCUUGGUGCAACUAGCAGUGCAUCAGCGCAGGCACAGCAGGGCGAUAUGGUUCUUGUAUCUUCAUCUCCGGACGAUAAUGCUUAUGCUUCCACCUACCCACCACCGGAUAACCACCUGUACAGCUUCCCAAUAACGACAGUGGAAACGGAGUCCCCAGUGUCCGUUGCCGAGCUGGGUCCCUUUCUGAUUGUAUGAAUUGCAAUACUAUCGUACUCGUAUAAAUGCAUUGAAUGCAUGAGAAAUACAUAUUUCUCAGCGUGAGAAAAAAAAUUUGUAAUGCGGAUUUACCUUGUAACAAAAGAUUUGUAAUGCAAGACUUGCAAUACGAGUGCGAUACUUUUGCACAGGAUAGAUUGUCGCGAUCGACAACUCGGAUCUGCAAGUGCGGGAGGAGGCGAGACAGGCGGUGGUGGCACAGUUGCAGCGAAACCGGCCGACCCUGUUGCUCAUGCACUACGGAUUGCAUGUAUUUAUACCUAUACCUAUUCGUUGUUCUUUAUUACCGGUAGGUACCACGUGCAUCGGUGUCAAGGAUGAAGUGACACGUCGGCCACGGCGACUCUCAGAUUAAUUUAGAUACAUCUAUUCAUGAUUGAAAAAACUCAAAUUCACCAGGCGAAUCCUGACCUGGUCCAGAACCCUAGCGGCGCGCAGCAGCGGACGCAGUUCAUCCUCUGUGGGGACCGGAAAUUCGGUUGGGCCCACGACACGGGCUACAACGUGGAGAAGCGGGAGCGGUGGCCGAAAAGCGGCAACCUCCCGUCCACCGAGCGGUUUGCGCGCGAGAUUUUGGCCGACUACCUCUCGCCGAAGGGUCCGGUUGUAGGGAUUUUGUCCGGCCACGAGCACGUCCACCGUGUGGACGAACUGUCGCCGCACGCUAAGUAGCAACUGCAAAAGCAUCGUAGUAAUUUUUGCGGUGAUGCAUGACAUUGACAAAUCCUCUCUCUUAGGUAAAUCAGCAUAUACAAACUUGAAUUUUCUUUCUGGCAAAAUCGUUUAUGCAAUUUGUACGAGAACGAGUGCAAUAGCAAUAGCGAUCCUUUUGCAAUGCAUACCGAGCAGUACGUAGCGCUACCGGCGUUCCAGGGCGGCUACCGGAAGGUUGUGCUGCAGGACGUGCGGGCGAGGAGGUGGAGGAGACGAAAUCGGCAGGCUGCGCUACGGGCCAGGGCGGCUUUGGACCAGGGAAUAAAUACAGUGGCGAUAUACAACUAGAAGUAGGGUAACGAGGGCCUCCUUUCGUUCACACGACGAUGGCGUCCGUAUGGGUAAGUACUACUGCGCCUGAUCAUACAUAAGCACGAGGACGAGCGCAUUUUUGUGUUGAAACUAGACGGCGCCCGCUUUUGCAAUUGAUGCGAGGAAGACCAGCAGCCGAAGAUGAUGAAACGAAGACUUCCUCCUUCAAAGUGCGCUAGGCAACAAGCAGGAAGUGCCAAGUAUGCCCGGCUUCGGCUAAACCUUGUGGAAAUCAAGCUUGAAGCAAAAAUGUUUAUAAAAACACGACUGACGUCGCAAAUUAGGAACAAAACCAUCCUACUAGUCCGUCAGAGACAAAAACAUACUGGCGUUGCAAAUACUAAUAGGCGUGUCCAGAAGGUGAGGCCUCUGCAGCAGUGGCAAGUGAGUUCGCUUUACUAGUGCGCAAACAGCACCAGAAAGACGCGCAGCGAUUUCAAGAACUGCAGUCACAGACGAAGAAGAAAGAGAUGCU
Molecule: messenger RNA, 3216 nt
Organism: Amoebophrya sp. A120
Lineage: Eukaryota; Dinophyceae; Syndiniales; Amoebophryaceae
Source: the annotation of a GenBank genome assembly